Topomyia yanbarensis is the source of this 2780-nucleotide messenger RNA. It is a transcript of the gene Aps, whose product is annotated as diphosphoinositol polyphosphate phosphohydrolase 1. Gene Ontology annotation, cellular component: cytoplasm; nucleus. The record is from RefSeq and is a predicted model, not a curated record. Lineage: Eukaryota; Metazoa; Arthropoda; Insecta; Diptera; Culicidae. Gene Ontology annotation, biological process: diphosphoinositol polyphosphate metabolic process; adenosine 5'-(hexahydrogen pentaphosphate) catabolic process; diadenosine pentaphosphate catabolic process. Gene Ontology annotation, molecular function: endopolyphosphatase activity; bis(5'-adenosyl)-pentaphosphatase activity; bis(5'-adenosyl)-hexaphosphatase activity. The transcript has 4 exons. The coding region runs from base 775 to 1404 and encodes 209 amino acids.
GGAAAGAACAAACCACGGAACAACGGACGGUGUUGUCUAUUCGGCCGUUUUGUGUGUGUGCUUUUCUCCAUCACCGCCGAAAAAGUAAAAAAAAACUUCCUGCCUUGCUGGCGGAAGUAUAAAGUAGCAUUUUUGCUGCAAAUUCGGGUGUGCUUCUUUCGCUGUUAGUGUCCAAUAAACAGCUAGUUUCGUCAACAGAAAUGUGUCGCAUUUAUCGCAAUUGAACAAGCAGCUUCCGGAAGUGUCAACUUCGGUGAAAGUUUGUGUCACUGGGCCUUUGCCGCUAAAUUUGCAAUAUUUGAUUCCCGCUCCUAGAUAUUGGGUAACCAAGCAGGUUAGCAUUCCUGGGGAGAAAAUACUUCGAAGCCUUACGACGAUCAAAGAGAAGCAAUUCUCGACCGAAAGUAACCUGCAAGAUGGAUGCUUUGCCGGGAUUCGCACGUAUUAGUAAAAACAAACCGAUCGUGAUUUGUAGCUAGCCGCGUUUUUUAUCGGACGAGAGAACGGGAAUCCUCUUUAGGUGGUUGUAGAGAAAGUAAAAUAGUGCAAAUAACCAAUUAUUAUUUUCGGGUUAUCUAAACGAGAAAAUCGCGUGUGAGUGGCGUACCCUAAAAGAACCCACAAAGAGAAGAUAGUUGCUGGUUACUAGUUAUCAUCACCAGUCUCGAUUUUUGAGUAGUUUGCGCGUACACAUUCAAGUGAUAAAACACAGUAAUAUAGCAGAACUCAUAUAGAACACUCCGUCGGUUGCAGCUGAAUUUUUCGACACCCAGGAUGGUCAAGGAGAAGCCGAAUUCAACUCGAAUCUACGACAAGGAUGGGUACCGCCGACGAGCUGCCUGCAUCUGCGUGCGAUCGGAGGCGGAAGCAGAGGUUUUAUUAGUAACAUCGUCUCGACGUCCAGAAUUAUGGAUUGUCCCGGGUGGUGGUGUCGAACCAGACGAGGAGUCCUCACUUACUGCUAGUCGUGAAGUUCUCGAGGAAGCUGGUGUAGUCGGCGAGCUAGGUAGAUGCCUGGGAAUUUUUGAAAAUACAGAACAUAUGCAUCGAACUGAGGUCUUUGUUAUGGUAGUCAACCGAGAGCUCGAAGAAUGGGAGGAUUCGAAAACCAUUGGUCGUAAACGACAGUGGUUUUCGAUUGACGAAGCUCUCACACAACUAGCAUUGCACAAGCCGACUCAACGCCAUUAUCUGCAGCAGCUGCGCAACUCGAAAAAUAACUCAUCUCUCACAGGAAACUGCAUACACGUGGUCGAGGACGACCCGGACAUUGAGCCGGAAGGAGAACCGACAGGUAUAGUCGAUGGAAACAGGACAACGCCAUCACCAUCAGGAACUACAGAUGCAGUUGAAGAAGAAAAUACCACAAUGAAACCAGAUGUACCAACCGAGAUGAGCUCUUAAAUCUUUUGUUUUUGGGUUUGUUUUGCAUCUUGAAUCAAGAAACGCUGGUAAGGAAAAGUCUAAAACCUUAUUCCACUGAAUGUUGCCUUCAUUUCCGCCCUUUUAUUGUCAACCAGGACCAAACGUCCAACGUUAUCAUCAGUCAUUUUGCACACCAGCACAACUAUAUUCAUCGCCUUGUACUCAUAUUAUUUUGAAACAAUCCAAUUUACUUCAGAGCGCAGUCUUAUGACAUUCUGUAAAUGUUGAAGUGGCCAAAUCAGUUGCAAGUUUCAACUAGAAUCUUUCGUUUGUCGCUGCAGCCAAUCUGAACUUCAUCAAAACCCAAUCAUCAACAAAAAAACUGUAGCAAUGCUUUUAUGCAGCACAAAAAUACUAAAGGCCCACUUUCGAAGAGAUCAAGCCAGAUAAAUUUUAGUUUUUUUUUUGUCAUCGUGAAGGAACACAUAUUAAACGAAUUAUGUUUUUAUAUUAAGUGUAUCCGAUAUAUUGAUAUUUUGUAACAACCCAUAAAACAUAAUACGGCCGGAGUUUUCGUACGAUUUCAACUCAGCGAAAAUCAUGGAUGGUGGUAAUCAUAACAUCAAAAUUGCAAAGGCCAGUAGAGAAAGAUUACAUUAUAGGGUGAAAUGGCACAUUUCAUGAAAAAUCUCCGUUUAUACAAACCAUAUUUGAUGAAGUUUAAAGUAAUAAAAAUAUUGAUAACACGAAACUACCUAACUAAUAACAAGAGAUGAUUAAAUGCAAACACAAGAAAAGUAACAUCCUAUUCGAUAAGUUGUAAAACUAGCGAUAUGCUGGAACAUAGAUGAAGUACAUUAAGGCUAAACAGCAGCUUCAUAACAAGGAAAAAAACUAAGAAAAACCGCACUCGCUGAGUGUGUUUUUUACAAAUGGGAUAAAGAACAUCGUGAGUUGGUUUCUAAAAUAACAACAUGAUCCCGCCUUUUUUGCACUGAUUUUAUGUUACACAAUAAAUAGAACUAGAAUGGAGUAAGCGCGUACUUCUAAUUUGCGAGCGAUGAUCAACGGGCAUAAGACGGAGUGAAGAUAUCAAAUGAAGCACAGAAACAAUGCUGUACACCAUUUCGGAGAGCUUAAAGGUCGAAGAACUGCUGAUGAAAAAUAAAGAAUAUGUGAAAUUAUGGUUGGAAAACAUUUGAAAAAAGAUAAGUCGUGCGGAAAAAAAACAACCGGAGAGUGCUGAAUAUUAGAAUUUCUAAAAUAUACUUUGAAUACUUAUACGAAUAAUACAUUAUGAUAAUUUAUUGAUAUAAAAGCGGUAUAAUGUAAUUAUUGUCAGGAGAAACCAAGUGAGGAAGAAAAAUUUCAUUAAGCAAAAAAUGCAUCAAAUGUAUUUGAAUUUAUUAAGAAAA